This is a messenger RNA of Engraulis encrasicolus (European anchovy), 1172 nucleotides long. RefSeq lists its product as uncharacterized. The record is from RefSeq and is a predicted model, not a curated record. Lineage: Eukaryota; Metazoa; Chordata; Actinopteri; Clupeiformes; Engraulidae. The transcript has 2 exons. The coding region runs from base 89 to 1045 and encodes 318 amino acids.
UUUUCAAACAUGUUAGACAAUUUUCAAAGAUCAGCUCAGUCUAAAUUGAGAUUUCAAGGAUGACAGUUGGUUAACAGUGUUAACAGUGAUGAAACUCUGCGAGUUGUUCUGCAUCUGCCUGCCAGUAUGUAGUAGGGCCUCUGAUGGUGACACAGUGCCAUUCAACAUCAAUGUUGAUACCACCAAGGAGGAGGAGCGUGUUGAAACAGCUCACCCAAGUGGGGAACAGCUGAGGAAAGAGGCACAAUGGCAGUCAAAAGAGAAGGCAGACAGCAGAAGGAUGGAGAUGGAGAUGGAUAUGGGCAUCUCCGAAGCACAGAAAGGACCGGAAAGUGUUCUAGCUCAAACUGAUGAGCACAAUAGAGCUGGGCAAAAAGAGGAAUGCAUUAAAAAUGGCCAUAUCAUGAUCCAUGGUCGCAUGGUCCGUAUUAGCGACGACAGUACAGAUUGCAGUGCAGCCACAGCUGCUAUCAGGAGUUUAGAUAAUUAUUACAAUGGGGCCCAGCCCGCACCCUCAAACACAAAGGUUUAUGCCAUAAAGAGGAAGGAAAAAACUGAACGAGGUAGGACCUCUGGGAAAAAGCAGAGGAAAGAGGCAAAACGCAUGAAAAAGGAGAAGGCUGACAGGAAAAGGAUGGAGUUGGAGGCGGUUGGUGCCGGACCCAGUGCACCCAUAUCUAAGGCUGAGGCUGAGGCAGCUUAUCGGGCUAUCUUAUAUUGGUGUGAGGGCCAGCGUCUGGACAAAGAAAGGGUUUGGAAGCAGAUGAAGGCCUGGUAUGAACGGAGAGGCAUUACUCCCUCAGCAGAAGUAGACAAAUAUUUCACAAUGAAAAGGCCCUCCGAGGAGGCUGUGGUCACCAAUGACCAGCCCCCUGCGAUCCAUCCAGAGGUGGACUACAGGAAUGUCACACAGGAGGAGAGGAGGGAGUUUGUAUCGACUUUGUAUAACUGCAGAGGAGGGACUUUACCGAAUGGAAUGUUGGACCGCUUCAGAGAAGCGUUGGGAAAUGUUGGACCGCUUCAGAGAAGCAUGGACUUCCAGUGACUUUAGCACUCAGACAGCAUAGAUUAAUAUUAUGUUAUACUACAUAUUAGAUAUAAUUAAUACUACACUACGUAAACAGUUGCAUUACAUCUAUAAUAUCAUCUCUAUUAUUAUAUUUUUAAUUAAA